GGUCCUGUAGCCUCAGCUGACCUAGAACUGGCUAUGUAAACCAGGCUGGCUUCACUCUCACAGGGACCAGCCUGCUUCUACCUCCCCAGUGUUGGGAUUAAAGAUGAUGCUGUAUCUUCUUCCCUCCUGAGAGCCUGAGGACAAAGCCUCUUUGCCCACCAUGAGUGUCACCCCAGAGAUCAAGAGUCAUGGGAUGAAGUUUGCUGAAGAGCAGCUGCUAAAGCAUGGAUGGACUCGGGGGAAGGGCCUGGGCCUGAAGGAGAAUGGUAUUACCCAGGCCCUCAAGGUGACACUGAAGCAAGAUACUCAUGGGGUGGGACAUGACCCUGCCAAGGAAUUUACAAACCACUGGUGGAGUGAACUCUUCAACAAGACUGCAGCCAACUUGAUAGUAGACACAGGGGAGGAUGGUGUACAAAUACGACACCUUUCUAAGGAGACCAAGAGGCAAAACCGCUCCAAACCCAAUUUGCUGUAUCAAAAGUUUGUGAAGAUGGCCACACUAACCUCAGGGGAAGAGAAGCCAGACAGAGACUUGGAGAGCUACAGUGAUGAGGACACCCAGGGACCCGUACCUCCAAAGAUUCUGACUGAUGAGAUGCUACUUGAAGCUUGUGAGGGGCGAACAGCACACAAGGCUGCCCGGACUGGAAUCACAAUGAAGGCUAAGCUUGCUCGCCUAGAGGCCCAAGAGCAGGCCUUCCUGGCUCAUCUCAAAGGCCAGGACCUAGAAACUUCUCAAUUACAGAAUGAGAGCAAACCUACCCAAAAAAAGAAAAAGAAAAGGAAGCAAAAAGAAGCAGAAGCAGCAGCAGCUACAGCAAUGGAAGAGAAUAUAGGUGAGGAGCAUCUAGAAUACACUGACCAGAACUUCAAGAAAAGCAGGAAGAAAAGGCAACAGCUAGAAGAGAGAGAGGGAACAGCUAUAGGGAGUGGGGAGGAAGAGGCUGCUGGAGUGAACGGGCCUGGGGAAGUGAAGAACAGAGAACAAUCUGAUCAGUCCCUGAGGAGAAGGAAGAAAAAGAAGAGGCAGCACUGUGAAGAGGAAGGAGAGGAGAUAGAUACCUGUGAGAAAGGAAAAGGCAGCAGGAUGACAGGCAGGUCAGAGGUGGACAGCAGAGCAGGCACAGAGCCGCACAGCAGAAGCAAGAAGCGACAACAGCAAAGGGAAGCCUUGAACAUACAGGACGAAGAAAGGACAGAUGACCUAACUAAAGCAGAGAGAACAGGCAGGGGAAGAAAGAAGAAAAGACAUGUUCUCAAUUAUGUAAGUGAUAAAUGUGAUGAUGGCAGAACCUGGGAAGGAGAGCAUGAAGAUAAGAGAGGUCAGUCACAUCCAAAAGAGAGAGCCAGUGUCAUCACUGACCAAAGAGCCAAAAAGAAGAAACAGAAGAGAGAUUGAAGGUCUAGUCAGGGCUGUCAGUCUUUUUCAGUGAUAGCCUGGGUCAGGGCAGAACUUCUACAUACCCCUCAGCAUGAGUCUCUUCCAAGGAGAAAGCAACUCUGUAACACUAAUCUGCUCAGGAGAGCCAAGGCACUGUGUCUUAGCUGAGGGAGAGUUCAAGGUCCCUGUAUAACUUCCUAUCCAAAGAGUAUGAACCCUGUUGCCUCCAGGAGCCCAGCAAAGUGAAAAGGUGUGCUGAAAAUGUGGAAAAACGCAUGCAGAUAGUGUAGUCUGCAUUUGAAGGCAUGUCACUGCUAAAAGAAACUGAAAAUACAAACUUAUGUGAAA
Nannospalax galili (Upper Galilee mountains blind mole rat) is the source of this 1732-nucleotide messenger RNA. It is a transcript of the gene Gpatch4, whose product is annotated as G-patch domain containing 4. Gene Ontology annotation, cellular component: nucleolus. The record is from RefSeq and is a predicted model, not a curated record. The coding region runs from base 161 to 1402 and encodes 413 amino acids. Lineage: Eukaryota; Metazoa; Chordata; Mammalia; Rodentia; Spalacidae. Gene Ontology annotation, biological process: regulation of ribosome biogenesis. Gene Ontology annotation, molecular function: nucleic acid binding. The transcript has 8 exons.